Molecule: messenger RNA, 357 nt
Organism: Dicrocoelium dendriticum
Lineage: Eukaryota; Metazoa; Platyhelminthes; Trematoda; Plagiorchiida; Dicrocoeliidae
Source: the annotation of a GenBank genome assembly
AUGUGUCUCCGCGAAAACCCGAAUAUAAUCGCUGGCCUACCUGCUUUCCGGGAUUGUAUAGUAAAAUUUAUCGUCCAAGUCGUCACAAACACCUAUCAGCAUAUACCAAAGACCCUCCUCGGUCAGUUUCUGGACAUGUCUGGACCUGAACUUAAUCAGCUGAUCCAAGCGCAUGGUUGGACUGAGUGCCCCAAUCAAGGAGAUCCCCAAGGUUGUCCAUUGAUUUUGGUGAAAAAGCACGAAGAGAAUGUAAAGUCAGUUAAAAUCCAGGAACGUGUCAACUUCGACGCAAUCACUUCUAUGUCCGGUGCGUUCCGACCGUCAAAGGGAGAAUUCUUUAUUAAAACCGGAUCCUGA